AUCCACUUCCUGCCUGGACAGCUCACUUCAGGAAGAAGAAAUAAUGGCGACGCUCAAGGCGUCCGAGUCCCAUUGCACAGGGGCAAAACAAAGAAAUUGUAAAAGUAAUAUCGUGUUCAAGUUCACCGAGAGCAAAAUCACAGGGCAGACGUUUAGUCGCGGGACACAGCUCCCGGGGGGUCUCCUUCAGGAGAGAGACAAGCGAGCCAAAUGGCAAGGCAUUCCCACUUUGCUCCAGAAGCUCUACAAGAGCAGUCAUCCCAACAGUGACCUUUCGCACGCCCAUGGCCUCAUUAAGGUGUUAUCAUCCCAGCUCUCUAUGGAGGCCAUGUCUUUUGUCACAGAGGACAGAAAGUCUGCUCAGGAAUCCACCUUCCCCAACACGCACACCUUUGACCUCUUUGGUGGAGUCCAUCUGCUUGUAGAACUCUUGAUGAGACCCACCUUAGCUAUGCAGAAGAAGAACCCCAAAAAUGCUGUUGCAACAGUGAAUGAUGAUUUGGUGAAAGACUGCCUUAGCGUUCUCUACAAUUGCUGCAUCUGCACGGAGUGGGUGACAAAAAGUCUGGCUGCGAGGGAUGACUUUGUUCUGUUCCUUUUCACACUGAUGACGAACAAGAAGACCUUUCUACAGACCGCUACGCUAAUUGAAGACAUACUCGGAGUUAAGAAGGAGAUGAUCCAUCUCGAGAGCAUCCCUAACCUGUCAGGCCUGGUUCAGAGCUUUGACCAGCAACAGUUGGCCAACUUCUGCCGCAUCCUCUCCGUCACCAUCUCGGAACCCGACUUGGGCAACGACGACAAGCACACCCUGCUGGCCAAAAACGCUCAGCAGAAACGAAACUCGAGUCCCUCACGCGCCGAGGACAAUCAGGUCACCUUGCUGAACAUCCCCGGGUUCAUCGAGCGUCUGUGUAAGCUGGCCACAAGGAAGGUGUCGGAAGCCACAGGGGCCAAUUUCCUGCAGGAGCUGGAGGAGUGGUACACGUGGCUGGACAACGCUCUGGUGUUGGACGCCCUCAUGCAGAUGGCCACGGAGGAGGCGGAGCAAAGCAGCACAGAGUCAUCAGAUGAAAGCUCGCUGGUCCCCAGCCCGCUGAGACAUCGUCUGCCCCCAUCCAUGAAAAUUGUCCAUGAGAUCAUGUACAAAGUGGAGGUGCUCUAUGUGCUGUGUGUGCUCCUCAUGGGCCGACAGAGGAACCAGGUCCACAAGAUGCUGGCUGAGUUCCGUCUCAUCCCAGGUCUCAAUAAUUUGUUCGACAAGCUCAUCUGGAGGAAAUUGACUCUCUCCAACCACGUGGUGCACGGCCAGAAUGAGAACUGCGACUGCAGCCCUGAAAUCUCUUUCAAAAUCCAGUUUUUGCGUCUUCUUCAAAGUUUCAGUGACCACCACGAGAACAAGUACCUGCUGUUGAAUAGCCAGGAGCUGAAUGAACUAAGUGCCAUAUCCAUGAAGGCCAACAUUCCCGAGGUGGAGGCGCUGGUCAACACUGACAGAAGUCUCGUGUGCGACGGCAAAAAGGGGCUCCUCACGCGCCUCCUCACCGUCAUGAAGAAGGAGCCACCAGACUCAUCCUUCAGAUUCUGGCAGGCAAGGGCAGUGGAAAGUUUUCUGAGAGGAGCCACUUCUUAUGCAGACCAAAUGUUUCUCCUGAAGAGAGGACUACUGGAGCACAUCCUGUUCUGCAUCAUCGACAGCGGCUGCACCUCCAGAGACGUCUUGCAGAGCUACUUCGAUUUGCUCGGAGAGCUCAUGAAGUUCAACAUUGAUGCUUUUAAAAGGUUCAAUAAGUAUGUCAACACGCCGGAGAAGUUCCAGACUUUCCUGACGCAGAUCAACAGUUCUUUGGUGGACUCCAACAUGUUGGUGCGCUGCAUCGUGCUUUCCUUAGACCGGUUUCAAAGCCAAACUGAAGAUGUGAAGGUGGUGGAGGUGCUGUCCGAAUGCUGUCUGCUGUCUUACAUGGCCAGAAUGGAGAACAGAAUGGCCUUCCUUUUCCGACUAGUAAACAUUAUCAACGUGCAAACGCUCACGCAGGAGAACGUCAGCUGUUUGAACACCAGUUUGGUCAUCCUCAUGCUCGCCCGCCGAAAGGCCAAAUUGCCCUUCUACCUUCACGCCUUGCGCGAGAAGGAGUACGCCGAGAAGUACCCCGGCUGUCUGCUCAACAACUUCCGCAACCUGCUGCGCUUCUGGCAGUGUCACUACCUCAACAAGGACAAAGACAGCACCUGUCUGGAGAAUAGCUCGUGCAUCCCCUUCAGCUACUGGAAGGAGACGGUGUCGGUGUUACUCGGCUCAGACAGGACUUCCCUGUGUGCCAUAGCCAGCUACAUUGACGAGCCCUUUGUGGAUCUGGACAGAGAUCUGCUGGAAGAUUGACCGCAAGCGGGUGCACUGUGCGGUUUGCUUGGGAGAGGGGGCAGUGGGGGGCGGGGCUCGCAGGUGAGGCGGGGCACUCGACAUCGCUGUGGACUCUGCUGAGCCGUGGAAGCGCCCGCCGGCUCUCCCAGUUGUGCCGCCCUGACGUCGAGGCUGACACCCGGCUGUCUCGACGAAGCCAGCCAGCCAGCCGACCCCACGCUAUGGCAAUGUACGGACCUUUGAAAAUCACGCCUGCAUCGAUCGUUUGCUUUGGGCGGAACAAAAUAGAGCCUUUUUAUAUAAUCUUUACAAAAUGUUAUAAAAUAAGUUUCACUCGACAAGUGUCGCGAGAGUACGUUUUCACCGAGCCGCCUCAGUUUGCGUCAAAUGGCUGCAUCCAACUGCGAGUCUUCAUCGGAGGCCAUCCCCAUUUCCUGUCUCUAUUUGCGCCGCCGUUCAUAGUCGGCCACCGUUUGGUGCUUUCUGGCCUGACCAGCACAUUGUUUGCCCAGGGCUCUUCGUUUCAAAUCAUCCAAUCUAGAAGCUUCCUAAGCUUCUUCGAGGGACUCUUUGUUUGUUUUGUCCUGUUCUAAAUAAUGGCUCUUAGCUCUGGAUUAAAUGUAGAAUAAAACGUUGCACAGAUCCACUUGUUUUUAUUGCUUAUUAUAACACCUGUUGAUUAAAGCUUUUCGUUUUGUAACAAA
Syngnathus typhle (broad-nosed pipefish) is the source of this 3069-nucleotide messenger RNA. RefSeq names its product transient receptor potential cation channel, subfamily C, member 4 associated protein a (gene trpc4apa). The record is from RefSeq and is a predicted model, not a curated record. Lineage: Eukaryota; Metazoa; Chordata; Actinopteri; Syngnathiformes; Syngnathidae. Gene Ontology annotation, biological process: ubiquitin-dependent protein catabolic process. Gene Ontology annotation, molecular function: phosphatase binding. The transcript has 18 exons. The coding region runs from base 44 to 2383 and encodes 779 amino acids. Gene Ontology annotation, cellular component: Cul4A-RING E3 ubiquitin ligase complex.